AUGGAGGCGACGCUCGCGCGGUCCGUCAUCGGGCAGGACGAGGCGCUCGCCGUCGUGUCGAACGCGGUGCGAGUCUCGCGCGCGGGGCUGCAGUCGUCCGAGCGCCCGCUCGGCGCGCCCCUGCUGGCACCUUCAUGCUGGUCGGGCCGACCGGCGUGGGCAAGACGCGCCUCUGCAAGGUUCCUCUUCGACUCGGCCGACGCGGUCACGCGGCUCGACAUGUCCGAGUUCAGCGAGAAGCACGCCGUCUCUCGCCUCGUCGGCGCGCCGCCCGGCUACGUCGGGUACGACGAGGGCGGCCAGCUGACCGAGGCGGUGCGGCGGCGGCCGUACUCGGUGCUGCUCCUCGACGAGUUCGAGAAGGCGCACCGCGAGGUUGCGACGCUGCUGCUGCAGACGGUCGACUUCCGCAACACGAUCAUCAUCAUGACGUCCAAUUUGGGCGCAGAGGCAGCUCGCGUCGCUGCCGGAGGGGGCCGCCUCCUCCAAGGCGCGGCCCGAAGUGCUCAAGGCGAUCGCGGACGCCUUCCCGCCCGGGUCCUCUUCGAGCGGCUCACCCGCGAGCGCAUCGCCGCCAUCUGCGCUGUCGAGGUGCAGCUGCGGGAGCGCCUCUCUGCGCGCGGUGUCCGCCUGCGCCUCUCCCCGGACGCCCUGCUCCGGCUGGCGGAGGCCGGGUACGACCCGGCGUACGGCGCGCGGCCGGUGCGGCGCGCCAUCCGCCACCACCUGCUCGACCCGCUCUCCCGGCUGCUGAUCGGAGACCAGGAGGCGCAGGACGGCGCGACCGUCCUCGUCGACACGAAGGACACCGGCGCGGGCGCGGGCGGCGGCGCGGCGCAGCCCUCCAUCGUGCCGCCGCUGCCGGGCGUGCCUUUCGCCACGGGGCUGUUUGGCGCCGGCGGCGCCGCCGCGGCGGUGCCGCCGAGCGACAUGGCCGCCGCUGUGCGCAUCCGAUUGCUGGCUCCGGGUGCGCCGCUUCCGCCAGAGGACACGGGGGUCGACUGGGACGAGGGGCCGGAGUCGGCAGCGUAG
Messenger RNA from Emiliania huxleyi CCMP1516, 1032 nucleotides. Its product is annotated as Hsp104. NCBI's taxonomy places the organism in Eukaryota, Haptophyta, Isochrysidales, Noelaerhabdaceae. The record is from RefSeq and is a predicted model, not a curated record. Gene Ontology annotation, molecular function: ATP hydrolysis activity; ATP binding. Bases 1 to 1032 code for a protein of 343 amino acids. Gene Ontology annotation, biological process: cellular response to heat. Gene Ontology annotation, cellular component: cytoplasm. The transcript has 4 exons.